UCCAUCACAAAAAUAUUGGCCAGUGAAGAGCCACCUUGAAGGAAUGUUAAAUUUUUCAAGGUUGACUAAAUGUGUGGCAGAACGGCUUGGUAACAUGUAGUUUUAGUUUGAAUUACAUUUAGUGCUUUGGAGCCGAGCACGAUAUGUGCCAAAUGCCAGCUUAAUCUUCGUAACAACAAAGAAAUAGGGCAACCUAACUGGCACAAUGCUCCUGGUGGUCAAAAGUAUAAUCCGUCAUAUAAUAUAUCUCCAGGAUCAUUCACGUAUGUUUGUUCCUCGCUUAACAUUCUCAAAGCUAAUAUGAUGAGGUUUGGGUUUACUGUGCAUAUUUUGGAUGAAUUUAUCGCUGUCUAACUCAUAUAUUACAAUAUCAUUUAUUAAAAUAGCUUGCAUUGAUAUUAUAUCGCGGAUAUCUGCACUUUAGCUGUAUGGCGGUAUUCAAUGAAGCUUUGUUGGUUUAAUGAUAGUUAUUAGUCCUAUGAAGAUUCGUAUAUGUAUUCACAUCUGAUUCUGUACAUCAUGAUGUUUUAUGAGAGAAUUCGGUCAAACUUCCAGCAAAUAUUGUGAAGUUGUUAUAAAGUUCUACACAAGCCUGUGAGAAACUAUGCUUAAGUAACAUUUUAUUCAGGUACAUAAAGUAAUCGUUUUAUCUCUAAAAAUUUGUACGCGAAUAUGUCCUCUAAAAAUUCCCGAAAAAUUUUCCCUGUAAGAAUAUUUUUCGUAGAAAUUUAUCUGAAAAGGCCUCUUUUUAAAAACUUCGAUGAAGGUCUAUUUUUCUUCCAGGAUUAUCCAUCCACAUUAUAUUUUGAUAGUAUAAUAAUUACCAAAAACUAUGCAACAGUAUGAAUCUCGUUGUCUUCAACGUAACGAAAAAUACUCCUAUUAAAGAGAUUAGUCAAAAUAAUCUGACUGUUAUUCAUAAUAAACACUGUUAACCCAUUAGUUACACAUGAGCAAGUGUAGAAGUAAAUGUUAAGGCUUCGGUAUUUGAUUCUGUGGUACUCUAAAAAGGAAAGCAUAAAGAUGGUUCAAGUAGUUGUAAAGAUAGCCGGACAUUUUUAAAUUUCAUGAAAAGUAAUAGCUACAAUAUACAAUGACAUGGUGCAAUAAAAAACUUACAUCUGUAUUGUUAACAUCGUUACGUUUUUGAAAAAAAUGUCUCACAUUUAUGUGUGGGUAAUAGUAUAUGUAUAACAUUAAAAAUACACUAUUAUACUCACUAUGUUUACUUCUGAAAUCUCGUCUGUCUAAUCUGUCCAUCUAGUCGUGGAAAGAUAUUUGUUUUGUAGAAUGUGAAAUCUUUUCAAGAUUCCUUUCUCUCAAAUUUUGACUGGCUAGUGUGGAUGUUAGUGUACGUCAAACUUAGCACUUGUUCCUAGAAGUGUGAAUUCCGCCGCAUGUUUUUGCUUCAUUAUGAAGAAUACUACAUGUUUUUAAGGUUUCCUGGCAUAGUUGUUCAUUUUAAUCGGUCGUUGUUUCAUGAGAUUCGAGUUUAGAUAAUCAGCCAAACUGCAAUAGGCUAACAUAUUUGCAAAUUAUAUUUCCAUACUGCCGCAUAUAUUAAAAUGACAAUGAUUUGUAUAGCUAAGAAACAGUUUAAUAGAUUGUUGCUAGUAUCAAAGUUGAUGUUUGGAUUUUUAGAGCUCACCAAACGAUAAGUGGUUGGAUAUAGUUCUCUGCAUUUAUCAUAGUCAUCUCCAAGGAAAUCAUGAUAUGAAACUAUAACCUACCUCAAUGUUCUGUCAUUUUACACUUAGUUAGACACCAGUUGUCAUAUGGACCAUUGUUCAAAUUACUUGCUGUUCGUUAAAAAUACAGCUGUUCAUUCGUGAACUACUUAAUACGGACUACCAUCAACGUGUUACUUUGAUGGAGUUUGACCGACAAUCAUCCUCACACAAAAAUACUAUUUCAUAUUUUUGAAUUUUAUUUAGACCAGUUCUAGUUUCAAACCAGUUCACUGAUACAAAGGAUAAAGGCCAUUCACUUCAGGUGAUGCGUUGGGGUUUAAUACCUGCGUUUAUUCAUGGGGACUCGACUUCCACUUUUCACACAUUCAACGCCCGUAUCGAAUCAUUAUUAGAUAAACGCUCUUACAAGUGUUCAUUGCAAGAAGGCAAACGAUGUGUAGUUGUGGUUCAAGGAUUUUAUGAAUGGAAAGUUGGAAUCAAGAAAAAACAACCAUUUUAUUUUUGUCCUUCAGAUCCUGGCAAAUUGCUUAUGAUGGCAGGUUUGUUUGCUCAUAAUUAUGAGAAACAGAUGUAUUCAUAUACCAUAAUAACCACAAGUUCAAAGGGCAUCAUGGCAGAUGUGCAUUCAAGAAUGCCUAUCAUUUUAGAUAACGAUGAUGAUAUUUAUGAGUGGCUGGAUCCCACUGAAUCCAAUUAUAAACAAGCAUAUCAAUUUCUCACCGAUCUUGCAGACAAUCUGGACAAUGUGUCUGUCAUUAAAUAUCCCGUUACAUCUCAGGUCAACAAUUCCACGUAUAACGAGCCUAACUGUAUUAAACCGAUUAGUGAAGAAGAAGAACACAAGAAAAUGACUAAAUCUUAUGGUAGCUCAAAUAUAAUGAUGCAAUUUCUUAAGCGUUCAAAUAAAGAUAGUACCUGUGAUCAAGCAAAUCCUGGCAACAAUUCUAGUUAUGAUGUUUCACACAAGAAUAUUGAUGCAAUGAAAAAGGAGGAAGCAAAUCAAUAG
Molecule: messenger RNA, 2697 nt
Organism: Schistosoma bovis
Lineage: Eukaryota; Metazoa; Platyhelminthes; Trematoda; Strigeidida; Schistosomatidae
Source: the annotation of a GenBank genome assembly